GCAUCCGUCAGAGCCGGAGCGAGGACCCUGCUGCGGGAGUGAGCUCCGAGGAACACGCACACACAGCCGGUGACACGUCCCCCUCGACGUCCUCCACACAGACACAACCCGCCCGCUCGGCCGGACCAACGACGUCUCCACUUCCACAAAAAUGGCCACGGACGAGCUGUCGUCGAAGCUCAGCCGACGGCUGCAGAUCGAGGAGGGAGCCGAGGAGCCCGUCGCCGUGGACGUCGCCGCCGCCGCGCACCACAACGGCGCCGAGGAGAAGGCGAGCACGGCCAGCGCGGACCCGGAGCUGGGCGCGAAGCUGGCGCGCAGGGGCGAGCUGAACGACGGCCAGGGGGAGCACUGCCAGCCCAGCAUGAGGGUCUUCAACCCCUACACCGAGUUCAAGGAGUUCUCCCGGAAGCAGAUCAAGGACAUGGAGCAGAUGUUCAAAACGUAUGAUGCGGGGAAAGACAAUUACAUUGACCUGAUGGAGCUGAAGCUGAUGAUGGAGAAGCUCGGCGCUCCACAGACGCACCUCGGCUUGAAGAACAUGAUCAAGGAGGUGGACGAGGACCUGGACAACAAACUCAGCUUCAGAGAGUUCCUGCUGAUUUUCAGGAAGGCGGCGGCAGGGGAGCUGUCAGAGGACAGUGGCCUCAGUGUCCUCGCUCGCCUCUCUGAAAUCGAUGUCUCCACAGAGGGGGUCAAGGGAGCCAAGACCUUCUUUGAGGCCAAAGUCCAGGCCAUCAAUGAGGGCAGCCGGUUCGAGGCGGAGAUCCGCCAGGAGCAGGAGGCCAAGAAGAAGCAGGCCGAGGAGCAGAAACAGAGACGAGCUGCGUUCAAAGAGCUGCAGUCGACCUUCAACUGACCGGGCCCGCUCUCAUCUCAGGACCUUUCGCUCUCUGUGUCGCACUAAUGUGUGUUUGAACGCCCCUCAUGUGUCAGACAGUGGUGGUCCUGAGUCAGCCCAACGUCCCACACAUGCUGAUCAAUAGUCUACAAUACAAUGGGCUCGAUACACAAUGAAAAAAAAUCACCGCUGUCGUCUAUGCUCACGCAGAUAAAAGAUAAAGAAUCAACGGCUCAUCUGUAUAUUGGCUCCAUAGCUCAGUGACACCUUCGUACGUUAAUGAAGUGCAGCCAGUAGAGUAGUCUGUACUGAGCUCAAUGAACCUGACAUCAGCGACUGUCUGCAAUUUCAAAGAAAAGAGAUUUCCCCCAAAUGUCCCCUCUGUGGCCUGCUGUGCUGGCACAGUGGGCUCCGGCAUCAAAGGUUCAAAUGAUUACUUUCCAGAGUAGUAAAAUCUGGUCUCGUCGUGAUAUAAUCAGCCGGCAUCUAAUGAAUCUUCAAACUCAUCCAACUGUUUCUCCAUUUAGCCUUCUUAAAUGCUCUCCCCUCCACCUUAGGGCCAAACACAGCCUCCGCUACCUGCUGUGUUUGGAUCUGAAAUGACCCAGGGUGAUGCAGGCACCCAGAGCACCGUCUUGACUACAGUGUCCACUGUGAGCUAUUUUUGUUGACCGUCCUCUCUCCAGAAUUCAUAGUAAAUCCACACGGACACUGCAGUCUGAUAAUCUUUUGUCACAAGGUUCAAUUAGUGUUGAAUGUUGAACGAAUAGCCGAGCUGUGGAGCUCUGUAUUUUUGUAUAAUGGGGUUGGGUGGGUAAUCGAGUACAAGGUAGUUGGUGGUGGUCAUGGAAUCUGUGGAGUACAAAGCGUUAGAAUAGGGUUCUGUCAUUUUGUUUACCGAAUCCUUUGCCGAGAUCUGGGGUUGGAGGGAUCUGCUUUGAUUUGGAGUUCAGUCCAAACUCAUGAGCCGUCAGACCGUUUGAAACAUUACAAAAAAACUUAUCAGAGACUCCCAAGUUAAAUGUGCACAGGAACUACUUGUUGGUUCACCUGUUUUCAUCUUCACAUCAGUGGUUUAGUGGUUUACAUUCGUGUUGUCAGAGUUCAACACUUGAGUUGGAGAGUGUAACAUUCCCUUUUCAUUUUCUUUAACACGUAAUGUCACACGUGCCAUCGUAGCAGUUAGACCGGUGUCACUUAUUCCGCUUGAUGUUCUCACCGUUCUCUCACUGUCAAAUAAUGACCAAUGUGAAAUCUUUUGUUUGUCAAUUUUCCUGAUCAGCUUCCUUCAUGGGCCCUGGCUGGUGACAUCCUCGUAAAUCUUUUUAGCUAAGAGAUUUGCACAUUUUGCACUUACUCAGUCCUUUCAUGUAAGUGUAUUAACCAAGAGAUAGAUUUUAACCUUGUUGUAAUUGUUCACUUUAAAUCGACAUGACGCCCCCGUCUUUAAAACGUAGUGUUGAUCCUGAAGAUCUUGUUCACGGAUUAACACAGAGAGCAAGUUAGCACAAUUACUGUUACGCCAUAGAUUAUGCAGAUGAUGCACUACCAUUUAUUUGAAAUCGGGCUGCAGCUUGUGAUGUUUUUAACAGACAUUUAUCUUUCACUAAUAUAUGGGAGCCCUAAAACUGUAUGACAGUCACAUUUAAAAAAAAAAAAAAUGCAGUGCAAGUGAACAAA
This is a messenger RNA of Scophthalmus maximus (turbot), 2521 nucleotides long. RefSeq names its product EF-hand domain family, member D2 (gene efhd2). The coding region runs from base 152 to 859 and encodes 235 amino acids. The record is from RefSeq and is a predicted model, not a curated record. The transcript has 4 exons. Lineage: Eukaryota; Metazoa; Chordata; Actinopteri; Pleuronectiformes; Scophthalmidae. Gene Ontology annotation, molecular function: calcium ion binding.